CAUCGAAGAGAGAAUACAUCUCACACUCCGUCUCGGUCUCCACCUACGCCGUUCCCUCGUCGAGUCACGCCGAGGUUUCGGUUUCCGGCUUAAGUCUUCAGCAUCCACCCACACCGUUAUCGUUCCUACGGGGAGUGCGUGCUUAAAGGACUUCCGUUCUCCAACAAUAUGACUUGUCACUUCGGGACCGAUCUCGGUCAGGAUUACGAAAAAAACCGGUGGUGGAAAUUCGAGGAACUUGAGAACGGUGCACAAAUCUAGAUCGAGAAUAAAGAAGAGAAAAAAAUGUGGAGCUUAUUCGAUGUCCUACUAUGUGUCACGUGAUAAUGCGUAUGAUGUAAGGCGAAAAAGAAAAAGAAAGAUAGAGAGAGAGAGAGAGAGAGAGAGAGAGAGAGAGAGAGAGAGAGAGAGAGAGAGAUGCUAUGAUCAUCGUUGCGACAACCGUUUAUGGCAAUUUCUUGGAUUUUUUUAUAAAACCUCUUUUCAUAUUAAUGUCCAUUGUGGCGUCUAUAGGAACGGUAAUACCUCUCUUGCAAAAGUGCCGAUACGAUUAGCGUAUCAAUGGUAAUUGCUGCUUCGUAACAAAGGAAAAAGAGUGCAAAGUGCGGGAAAGGAGUGCGAAGAAUUAUUUUUUUCAACCAGAGAGGUUGAUUUGGUCCAUUCGUUGUUUAUUUGCACGGACGCGCGAUAUACAAACGAAAAAUGCCGAGAAAAAGAGGUCUUUCUACUCCCGAAGCGCGAACAGGAAACUUCCAGAUCAAAGCAUGCAGGGAUAAUCCAUGGAUUUGUGGAAAGGAAGCGGCCUGCCGUAGCUUCGCGGACAACACAUCGAAAUGUGUGUGUCCUCAUGACUUAUCGUUACCGACAUCAGAUUUAAGAUGUCCAAAUCGUCUAAUCGUUCCUUUAACGCCUCGUCCUAUAUAUAACAUAAUACCUCCAAGCGGCAACAACAGCACAAAUAGCACGAAUGUACUUCCGGAAGCUAAACAGGUAGUGGGAUUGAAAUACAAAGUACCUGAAAUCAUAGGAGUAGUUGUAGCUUUCGUCGCGGUAAUUGUGCUCUUAUUAAGCAUUGUAUAUGGCGUAAGAAGACGGAGUUACAACAUCAAAUCGCAAAGAAGUUCUUUAGAUGGAACUCCAAUAAAUCUGAAGAAAGACUUAUUAUUAGCGCAUAAGUACACGUCUAAUCCUCAAUAUUUUACCUGCACGCCUCCGGGGGUUCCGAUAAUACAACGUGAAAGUCUUAUAUUUCUUCACGACAUCGGCGAAGGGUGCUUUGGAAAAGUUUACAAAGGCGAGUGGCACAAUGGAGACACGAAGGAGAUUGUGGCUAUAAAAGUUCUAAAAGAUACUGCCACGCCCGAAACCGAGCAGGACUUUAUGCGCGAAGUAGACAUCAUGUCUACGUUCGGCCAUACGAACAUUUUGUCCUUAAAGGGCAUGGUACUUCGAGAUGCGACAAAUAAUCCGUGGAUGGUAUUCGAAUAUAUGCCGUAUGGUGACCUCGCCGAAGUACUACGGACAAAUUCCUCACAAUUAAGAUCGUCGAAACCUGAAUUACAGCCAUUAACGAAGGACUCGCUACACUGGAUAUCGAUUCAAAUUGCGACCGGCAUGACGUACCUGUCGGCGCAAAGAUUCGUGCAUCGUGAUUUAGCGUGUCGAAACUGUCUGGUGGGCUCAGGCUUAAUAGUGAAAAUCGCUGAUUUCGGCAUGUCACGAGAUAUUUACACUUGCGACUAUUACAAGAUUGGAGGAUCACGUUUGCUGCCAGUACGUUGGAUGUCGCCGGAAAGUGUAGUAUAUGGCAGGUUCACGUUAGAGACCGAUGUAUGGAGUUUUGGUGUAGUUCUUUGGGAAGUUUACUCAUUUGGAAAGCAGCCGUACUACGGAUUCAGUAACGAAGAGGUCGUAAAACUCAUACUUCAAGGGACGAUGCUUAUUCCACCAGACGAGUGUCCGUCCAUCGUUUGCCAAAUAAUGCACGAUUGUUGGAAGAUCGAACCGCGGGAACGAAUCAAGUUUCCCGAUAUUCUGGAGAAGCUGGAAAAAGCACAAAACGAAUUGACCCGGCAAGGAACGCUGCCCAGACCGCCGCAAGGUCCAGUGCUGCUACGGACCCCGGCCGUUUUGGAUCCGGAUGGCUAUUUGCUUCCGGCUCCUGCGAUCCCUCGCGAGUAUCUGCAGGCCCUUCCAGCUGUGUCCGAUUGAUAUAUUUGUGACAGUAAAAGAAAUAUUGAAACUUCAACUUUCAAAAUUAUUUCGUGCGAGUAAAGCGUGAUACAAAUUUGAUGUGCGUGAAAAAUAAACCGAUAAGAAAUAUGAAGCCUAUAGAAUCCCUACAAAGUAACGAAAACUAAGGUCUCUGAAAC
Trachymyrmex cornetzi is the source of this 2372-nucleotide messenger RNA. RefSeq names its product tyrosine-protein kinase transmembrane receptor Ror. Bases 703 to 2211 code for a protein of 502 amino acids. Gene Ontology annotation, cellular component: signaling receptor complex; plasma membrane; axon. The record is from RefSeq and is a predicted model, not a curated record. NCBI's taxonomy places the organism in Eukaryota, Metazoa, Arthropoda, Insecta, Hymenoptera, Formicidae. Gene Ontology annotation, biological process: protein phosphorylation; multicellular organism development; cellular response to nerve growth factor stimulus. The transcript is spliced from 9 exons. Gene Ontology annotation, molecular function: transmembrane receptor protein tyrosine kinase activity; neurotrophin receptor activity; neurotrophin binding.